Oncorhynchus mykiss (rainbow trout) is the source of this 5165-nucleotide messenger RNA. RefSeq names its product small G protein signaling modulator 1. The record is from RefSeq and is a predicted model, not a curated record. NCBI's taxonomy places the organism in Eukaryota, Metazoa, Chordata, Actinopteri, Salmoniformes, Salmonidae. Gene Ontology annotation, molecular function: GTPase activator activity. Gene Ontology annotation, biological process: activation of GTPase activity.
GGUCUCUGUGUGAAGGAGCUACGCAAAGGGGACCCGAUUCCAUGCCAACAACAACAACAGCAGCAGCAGCAAUGGCAGAAGCAGAGAUGCGUCAGAGGCUACUGUGCACCGUCAAGAAGGAGGUGAAGCAGAUCAUGGAGGAGGCUGUCACCAGGAAGUUUGUGCAUGAAGACAGCAGCCACAUUGUCUCGUUUUGUGCUGCGGUGGAGGCUUGCGUUCUACAUGGGCUUAAGCGGCGAGCGGCGGGAUUCCUGCGUAGCAAUAAAAUAGCAGCGCUCUUCAUGAAGGUGGGGAAGAGCUUCACCCCGGCAGAGGAGCUGUGCAGGAAGGCUCAGGAGCUGGAACAGAUCAUAGAGAGCAAGCGGAACCAAAGCAUGCCCAACCAGGACAGCGUACGGAGACUGCCCAGGCUGUCGAGCCUCAGCCCGCAGGUGGUCAGAAACCUGUGGAUCCGCACGGCCCUCUUCGAGAAGGUGCUGGACAAGAUCGUGCUCUACCUCGUGGAGAACAGCAGUAAAUUCUACGAAAAAGAGGCCAUUCUGAUGGAUCCGGUGGACGGACCCAUUCUGGCCUCUUUGUUAGUGGGGCCCUGUGCCUUGGAGUACACGAAGAUGAAAACGGCGGACCACUUCUGGACAGACCCCUCAGCAGACGAGCUGGUCCAGAGACACCGCAUCCACAGUGGUCACUGCAGACAGGACUCCCCCACCAAGAGGCCUGCCCUUUGUAUCCAGAAGAGACAUUCAAGUAGCAGCAUUGAUGAGCGACCUUCCCCCUCGCCCUCAGCCCGGGACUAUGUGGAGUCACUGCACCAAAACAACAGAGCCACCCUUCUGUUUGGAAAGAACAACGUGCUGGUGCAGCCGAGGGAUGACAUGGAGGCUAUCCCAGGAUACCUUUCUCUCCACCAGACCGCCGACAUCAUGACGCUGAAGUGGACGCCCAAUCAGCUGAUGAACGGCUCUGUGGGAGACCUGGACUAUGAGCACAGUGUGUACUGGGAUUACGCUAUGACCAUCCGUCUGGAGGAAAUUGUUUAUUUGCACUGUCAUCAGCAGGUGGACAGCGGGGGCACGGUUGUGCUGGUGAGCCAGGACGGCAUCCAGAGACCCCCGCUGCGCUUCCCUAGAGGGGGGCAUCUGCUCCAGUUCCUCUCCUGCCUGGAGAAUGGCCUCUUGCCCCAUGGCCAGCUGGAUCCUCCGCUCUGGUCCCAGAGAGGAAAGGGGAAGGUGUUCCCUAAACUGAGAAACAAGUGUUCACAGGGCUCCUCGGACUUAGUGUCCGAUAAGGAGGAGGAUGAGGCCACAGACUAUGUCUUCCGCAUCCUGUUCCCCAACAGCCAAUCAGAGUUUGUGGCUCCAGAGCUAAUGGACCAGGGGGCCAACAUCUGGCAGCCCAUCCCCAGGAAGUCCUCCUACUCAUCCUGUACCCAGGGCAGCUUCUCAGAUGGAGGACCCGCCAACGGUUGCAACCAUGAAAGAGCCCCUUUGAAGCUGCUGUGUGACCAAAUGAAGUAUCAGAUCAUCUCCCGGGCGUUCUACGGCUGGCUAGCUUAUUGUCGUCAACUGUCCACUGUACGUACACACCUCUCGGCCCUGGUCAACCACACUAUCGUGGCACCUGAUGUGCCCUGCGAUGCCUUCACGGGCCUCACCGCUGAGGUGUGGCAGAGGUUCCUUCAGGACUGCACUGCCUAUAACGAGCAGGAGCUGCUGCGCCUGGUGUACUUCGGCGGUGUUGAUCCUUCGCUGCGUAAGGAGGUGUGGCCCUUCCUCCUGGGCCACUACCAGUUUGGCAUGUCUGAGUCUGACAGGAAAGAGGUGGAUGAGCAGGUGCGGGCGUGCUACGAGCAGACCAUGAGCGAGUGGCUGGGCUGCGAGGCCAUCGUGCGGCAGCGGGAGAAGGAGCAGCAUGCAGCGGCGCUGGCUAAGUGCUUGUCUGUCUCGGCCAGCGUGGAUAAUCCCAACCCUGUCCAGAGGAUGCUGCACCAUGACUCCAGCAUCAGCAAUGAGUCCUCCCGGAGCUGCAGCUCAGACAGACAGAGCCUGGCUCGCCUGCAGAGUGACUCCAGCAGCAGCACCCAGGUGUUUGAGUCUGUGGAGGAGGUGGAUCAGAUCGAGACCGAGCCCAAGAGCAAAGAGGCCAAGCAGGUGCCCAAGAUCCCCAAUGGAGGAGCCCUGCCCAAUGGGACCAGCUCCCCAGACUCGGGGCACCCCUCCUCUCGCAACUUCUCAGUCACCUCGGGCCUGUCAGACCGCUCUCUGAGCACAGAGGACAGCACUGCGCCUGACACCACCCCUAAAAACAUCACCAGCACUCCUCCACAGUUGGCCCCAGCCCCACAGAGCCCAGUCAAAGCCCAUGAGGAAGAGUUGGAGGCACAUAGCCCAAAAGCCCAACCCCCGGCCCUGCAGGAGGAGAAGGACCUCCAGGCCAAGGACCCACCAGAGAAGGAGGAAACAGAGAGUGCGACCGAAGUGACCCAGGAGAUUGAGGGCAACGAGACAGAAGUGCCAGAUAUAGAAAUAGACAAAAAUACAGUGACAGUAGAGCCAGUAGAAACAGAAAUGCGAGAAGUAGAACUUGACAAGAAGACAGAGGUGCUAGAGAUUGAAAUGGACAAAAAAACAGAGACAAGGGAGGACAAGGCAGCAGACUUAGGUGCGUUAGAGAGCCAGAAAAUAGAGGAAGAAAAUACUUCUGUGACUGGACCUGCCGAGACAGAAGAGGUAAGGAUCAAUGAAAAGGGGGACAUUGAGUUACCGAAAGCAGAAGUGGAUGCUGUAGAAGAAACGGUGAAGUCCAAAACAGAUGAGUUCAAAACAACGGAGGCUAAAGAGCCUGAGACAGAAGUGGUGAAAAUGUUGGAUGGAGAGCCAACCAUGCGAGCAGACACAGAGGAGUUGCAGUCACUGGAAGCAGAGACAUUGAAAACUCAAGAGUCAAGAGAAACAGAGGACGAAGGAUCAGAACCAGAGUAUGUAGCUCCAGAAGAGAAUGAAACAUCCCAAACAAACCAUAGAGAGCCAAAAGAGGAGAAGGCAUUGACAUCAACUAUGACUGCAGAAGCAAUGGAGGACAAGACAUCAGAAUUCGAGGUUAAGCGAACUUCAGAGGCUGGAGAAACAAAGAGUGCUGAAACAUCGGAAGUAAAGGAAGCUGAAGGAAAGAUAAUGGAAAAGACAGAAACUGAGAAAGAAGUAGAAGCCAAUGAGACUUUAAAAUUUGAAGAGGUAACCGAAACAAAGGGGGUUAAGACGAUGUCACACGAAGAAGUUGCAGAGGAAAAUGUGGCGGACAUUACAAAAUCUAAGGAAGUGGGAAAAAGAGAGGAGGAGACCAAGCGGUCAGCGAUGGAGAAGAAUACAAGCUCCGUAGCAGACACCAGGGUGGCAAGGGCAAUGGAAGCAUUUGGUAGCACCACCCAGAGUGAGGAGGCUCUGGCCACCACGGAAUCUGAGGAGUCUCCUUCAGCCAUUGAGAUGGCAAACGUCUCCAUUGCCCCACUGUGGGACCGGAUUGGUCCGUGCGACAGUUCUGGGGGCGGGGCUGCUCUCUCUGAGGGCUCAGUCCCCCAUCUGGAGCUCCAACUGGAGGAGGAGGAGCAGAGCAAAACCAGCCCAGAGGGCACAGAGUCCAACUUGUCAGAGGAGCCUGAGAUGGAGAGCAUCUUCCCACAAUUUGACUCCCUGACCGUGGGCAGAGAGCUGACAAACGAGGACAUCUCUCCAGUGUCAUCCAUCAGAACCACCUAUUCUCAAGAGCUUUUGGACAUGUACACGAUGAACCUGCACCGCAUUGAGAAGGAUGUCCAGAGGUGUGACAGAAACUACUGGUACUUUACCCCGGCCAACCUGGAGAAACUGCGCAACAUCAUGUGCAGCUAUAUCUGGCAGCACCUGGAGAUUGGCUAUGUGCAGGGCAUGUGUGACCUGCUGGCUCCCCUCCUUGUCAUUCUGGAUGAUGAGGCCAUGGCCUUCAGCUGUUUCACUGAGCUCAUGAAGCGGAUGAAUCAGAACUUCCCCCAUGGCGGUGGCAUGGACACUCAAUUUGCCAACAUGCGCUCUCUCAUCCAGAUCCUGGAUUCUGAGCUAUUUGAGCUCAUGCACCAAAAUGGCGACUACACCCACUUCUACUUCUGCUACCGAUGGUUCCUUCUAGACUUAAAGCGUGAGCUGGUGUAUGACGAUGUGUUUGCGGUGUGGGAAACCAUCUGGGCAGCAAAGUACGCCUCCUCUGGCCACUUUGUCCUCUUCAUCGCUCUGGCACUGGUGGAGGUCUACCGGGACAUCAUUCUGGAGAACAACAUGGACUUCACCGACAUCAUUAAGUUUUUCAACGAAAUGGCUGAGCAUCACAACAGCAAGCAGAUCCUGACACUGGCCCGGGAACUGGUGUGCAAGGUGCAGACUCUCAUUGAGAACAAGUGAUCUCCAGGAGUCCACUUCCACUUCUCUUCCUCUUCCCCAACAGUCUUUCUCAAACAUAGAGAUAGAUAGAGGACUCAUAUUUGUAUCUGUUCUAUUAUAGCGUCUGUGACAGCAUGGGCAGUGCCGUUGAGGCUAUCUCCAUUUCAAAGUAGUCCAUUUUCUUCUUUACGAUUGGCUGAUCCCUCCUGAUUACACGGUGCUGCCCAUGCUAAAACAGCGUUUUGGCUAAUAGAGACCUCUAUCGUUCUCUAUGGUCAGUUUGAACAGCUGCAACCGAACAGAGAGAUCAGGGUCCAGUUCAUUAGGCACCAAAUGGAAUAAAACAGACGUAGGGAGGCACUACUUAGACUAGUCCUAUAAGAAACUGUCAAUUUCAUUUUCAGUCACAAAAUGUUUUCAAUUGCGUGCCUUGAUGAACAUGACUGAGAUGUGCUCCACUGUUCACUGCCUUCUCCUUAUCUAUGUAAUACCAGCCGGUACUCUGUCAUUUCAGGUCAUGUCAUGGAACAUCAAGGGAAGGGUCACUUUUACCUCCAGUUAUUCUGUCAGGGAAACAGUUUGAUUUAUUUUUAAUUGUUAACUGUGACAUAUACUUAGUCAUCAUAGGAUGUAUGUGGUAUGCCUUGUAGACACUGGCCUGUCUUGAUUGAAGUGGGGUUAGAAUUAGAGGUCGACCGAUUAAUCGGAAUGGCCGAUUUCAAGUUUUCAUAACAAUCGGAAAUCUAUUUUUGGGCC